Myiozetetes cayanensis is the source of this 3790-nucleotide messenger RNA. RefSeq names its product adenosine monophosphate deaminase 2 (gene AMPD2). Gene Ontology annotation, cellular component: cytosol. The record is from RefSeq and is a predicted model, not a curated record. Lineage: Eukaryota; Metazoa; Chordata; Aves; Passeriformes; Tyrannidae. Gene Ontology annotation, biological process: IMP salvage; AMP metabolic process. Gene Ontology annotation, molecular function: AMP deaminase activity.
ACCGCGACCCCCCGCCCAGAGCUGCGGGGGGGGCUGGGGGCGCGGCCCCUGCAGUCGGCCCGGUCCCUGCCCGGGACCCCCCACUGCCUGAAGCACUUCCCGGUGGAUCUGAGAACCUCCAUGGAUGGCAAGUACAAGGAGAUUGCUGAGGAGCUGUUCUGCCGCUCGCUGGCAGAGAACGAGAUGCGAACGGCCCCGUACGAGUUCCCCGAGGAGAGCCCGAUCGAGCAGCUGGAGGAGCGGCGGCAGCGCCUGGAGCGCCAGAUCAGCCAGGACGUCAAACUUGAGCCCGACAUUUUGCUCAGAGCCAAACAGGACUUCCUGAAAAUUGACAGUGCCGCUGACUUACAGCUGUUCAAGGAGCAGGGCUCUGACCUGGUGGAUCACACCCCCAAGGAGCGGGAGGCGCUGCUGGAGCGGGAAUUCCAGCGGGUCACCAUCUCCGGGGAGGAGAAGUGCGGGGUGCCCUUCACGGACCUGCUGGGCGCCAAGAGCGUGGUGAAGGCGCUGUUCGUGCGCCAGAAGUACAUGGGGCUGUCCCUGCAGAGCUUCUGCAAGACCACGGCCCGCUACCUGCACGAGCUCUCCGGGAAACCCCCCGAGAGCCGCCCCCAGGACGAGGUGCCCGACACCCCCGUGGCUGCAGAUGCCCCCGUGCACCCCCCCUUUGCUGAGCAACACCCCUACGAGACGUGGGACCCCCAGAAGAUGCCGGAGGACCUGGGCUACGGGCUCAGGAUGGUGGAUGGGGUCGUGCACGUCUACACCAGCCAGGACCCCACUGACAAGAGCACGGAGCUGGACCUGCCCUACCCCGACCUGCAGGAGUUCAUCGCAGACAUGAACUUCCUGAUGGCCCUGAUCAUCAACGGGCCCAUCAAAUCCUUCUGCUACCGGCGGCUGCAGUACCUGAGCAGCAAGUUCCAGAUGCACGUGCUGCUCAACGAGAUGAAGGAGCUGGCGGCGCAGAAGAAGGUCCCGCACCGCGACUUCUACAACAUCCGCAAGGUGGACACCCACAUCCACGCCUCGUCCUGCAUGAACCAGAAGCACCUGCUGCGCUUCAUCAAGAGGGCCAUGAAGAAGCACCUGGACGAGAUCGUGCACGUGGAGAAGGGCAAGGAGCAGACGCUCAAGGAGGUGUUUGAGACCAUGAACCUCACGGCCUACGACCUCAGCGUGGACACCCUGGACGUCCACGCGGACCGCAACACCUUCCACCGCUUCGACAAGUUCAACGCCAAGUACAACCCCAUCGGGGAGUCCAUCCUGCGCGAGAUCUUCAUCAAGACCGACAACCGCGUGGACGGGAAGUACUUCGCCCACAUCAUCAAGGAGGUGAUGGCGGACCUGGAGGAGAGCAAGUACCAGAACGCGGAGCUGCGCCUGUCCAUCUACGGGCGCUCGCGGGACGAGUGGGCCAAGCUGGCGCGCUGGGCGGUGCAGCACCGCGUGCACUCCAACAACGUGCGCUGGCUCGUGCAGGUGCCGCGCCUCUUUGACGUGUACCGGACCAAGGGGCAGCUGGCCAACUUCCAGGAGAUGCUGGAGAACAUCUUCCUGCCCCUCUACGAGGCCACCGUGCACCCAGCCCAGCACCCCGAGCUGCACCUCUUCCUGGAGCACGUGGAUGGCUUUGACAGCGUGGAUGACGAGUCCAAGCCAGAGCAUCACAUCUUCAACCUGGACAGCCCCCUGCCCGGGAACUGGGUGGAGGAGGACAACCCACCCUACUCCUACUACCUGUACUACAUGUACGCCAACAUGACCGUGCUCAACCACCUGCGCAGGAAGAGGGGCUUCCACACGUUCGUGCUGCGGCCGCACUGCGGCGAGGCCGGGCCCAUCCACCACCUGGUGUCGGGGUUCAUGGUGUCCGAGAACAUCUCCCACGGGCUCCUGCUGCGCAAGGCCCCCGUGCUGCAGUACCUGUACUACCUGGCCCAGAUUGGCAUCGCCAUGUCCCCCCUGAGCAACAACAGCCUGUUCCUGAGCUACCACCGCAACCCCCUGCCCGAGUACCUGUCCCGGGGGCUCAUGGUGUCCCUGUCCACCGACGACCCCCUGCAGUUCCACUUCACCAAGGAGCCCCUGAUGGAGGAGUACAGCAUCGCCACCCAGGUGUGGAAGCUCAGCUCCUGUGACAUGUGCGAGCUGGCCCGGAACAGCGUCCUCAUGAGCGGCUUCUCCCACAAGGUGAAGAGCUACUGGCUGGGCCCCAACUACCAGCGGGAGGGCCCGGAGGGGAACGACAUCCGCCGCACCAACGUCCCCGACAUCCGCGUGGGAUAUCGCUUCGAGACGCUGUGCCAGGAGCUCACCCUGCUCACCCAGGCACUGCAGGGGGCCGAGCUGGAGCCCAUCCAGGAGGAGGGGGGCAUCACCAUCUCCCUGGGCGCACACUGAGACCCCCCAGAGAACCCACCCCCCCAGGACCCCACGGGAUCGCCCGACAUCGCCGACGCCCCCCGGGCUCUGCCGCCGUCCCCCCGACCUGCAGGCGCUGCAGGGGGCAGGGCUGGAGCCCACCCAGGGGGAGGGGGCGUCACCACCGCCCUGGGCACACACUGAGACCCCCAGGGACCCCCCCAGGACACCCCGACAUAACUGAUGCCUCCAGGGCUCCGCCAGCAUCCCCCCACCCACAGGGGCUGAGCUGGAGCCCACCCAGGGGGAGGGGGCGUCACCACCACCCUGGGCACACACAGAGACCCCCAGAGACCCCCAUGAACCAACCCCAGUCCCUCACUGAGACCCCCAGUGCCCCCAGGGCUCCGCUGCCAUCCCCCCACCUGCUCCCACUGCUGUCCCGGUGCCACCGAGGGGGACACGGUUUGUUGGGUCCUCGUCAUUUCUGCCUGGUUUGGGUCAUUUUUUGGGUCUUGUUUUGUCAUUUUUUGGGGUCUUUUUCGGGUCUUUUUCUGUGUUGUUUUUUUACCUGGUGUUUCUUUGCUGGCUUGGGCCCUGCCAGGUUUGGUGGCACCAGGAGGUGACACAGGGACAGAGUUUGUUGAGUCUCCUCCAUUUCGUCUGCUUUUGGUCAUUUUGGGGGUCUUUUUUUGGCCUUAUUCUGGUUUUUAACUGGUGUUUCCUCACUGGUUUGGCUUGGGCCCUGCCAGGUUUGGUGGCACCAGGGGGACACAGUUUGUUGGGUCCUCUUCGUUUUAUCUCUUUUUGGUCUUGUUUUGAUCAUUUUUUUGCCUUUUCCCGCCUUUUUUAACCAGUGUCUCCUCGCUGGGUUGGGCUUUGGUGGCACCAGCAGGUGGCACAGGGGGGGUCCUGCCUUCACCCCCCGUGUUGGGGACACCGUGACAAGUCGGGGGUCCCUGCUGGGGGUGUGGGGGUCCCAGCCCCUCCCCCCAGCUCCUGAUGCUGCUUGAACCCCCCCCACCCUCUCUCUGUCCACUCUCCCCCCAGGGGACAUGGGGACAAGCCCAGGGGGCUCCUUGAGGACCUCAACCCGGGGUCUCUGCCCCUUGGCACGGCACGGGGGGACACGGGGUGGUGCUGAGGGCAGAUCCCUCCUCACCCCCACCGGGCUGAAGGGAAAGGGCACACAAUGUCCUGUCCCUGGGCCCCCUUUUCCCAGGAUUUAUGGCCCGGAUGAGGCUUCUGCCAUCCCUGGGGGGGAGAAGGGCAUCACCCCCCCAUCCCUGCGCCCCCAAGUCCGACCCUGCCCCCCCCCGCCCGCCGGAGCCGCUCCCGGGAAAACCAGGAAAACAAACAAAAACGGUUAAUCCCAAACAACCCAACCCCGCCCCAGCAUGGAAAAUAAACUCUUUCAGUAAAA